CAGUUCGAGUCCACGUGGGUCCGCUGCAGGAGGGCAGGGGGCUGCAAACCGGCAGCGGUGAGGGGCGCCCUUUUCCAGGCGCGGGGGUCUCGGGCUACUCCGCUUCCUCCGGCAGGUGUGGACUCGCGCGCGGUGAGAUGGACACCCCCCCGCUCUCAGGUUCGGACUCCGAUUCUGAUGACUCUCUUGUCACAGACAGAGAGUUGCAGGAGGCGUUUUCCCGAGGGCUUCUGAAGCCAGGCCUCAACGUGGUGCUAGAGGGGCCGAAGAAGGCCGUGAACGACGUGAAUGGCCUGAAGCAGUGUUUGGCUGAAUUCAAGCGGGAUCUGGAAUGGGUUGAAAGGCUUGAUGUGACCCUGGGUCCGGUACCAGAAAUCAGUGGACCUCAGUCAACAUCUCAGAACCAGGAUCCGAAAGCUGUUGAUCCAGAAGAUGACUUUAAGCGUGAGAUGAGCUUCUACCGUCAAGCCCAGGCAGCAGUGCUUGCAGUAUUGCCCCGCCUCCAUCAGCUCAAAGUGCCUACCAAGCGGCCUACGGAUUAUUUUGCAGAGAUGGCCAAGUCUGAUCAGCAGAUGCAGAAGAUUCGACAGAAACUGCAGGCUAAACAGGCCGCCAUGGAGAAGUCGGAAAAGGCUAAGCAGCUGCGAGCACUUAGAAAAUAUGGAAAGAAGGUGCAAACAGAGGUUCUUCAGAAGCGGCAGAAGGAGAAGUCACACAUGAUGAGUGCCAUUAAGAAAUAUCAGAAAGGUUUCUCUGAUAAACUGGACUUCCUUGAGGGAGAUCAGAAGCCUGCUGCACAGAGCACAAAAGAAGGAGCCAAAGGCCAGCAAGUGAGGAAGGGGCCCAAUGCCAAGCGACGCUAUAAAAACCAGAAGUUUGGUUAUGGUGGGAAGAAGAAAGGCUCCAAGUGGAACACUCGUGAGAGCUAUGAUGAUGUAUCCAGCUUCCGGGCCAAGACAGCUCAUGGCAGGGGCCUCAAGAGGCCUGGAAAGAAAGGAUCGAAUAAAAGACCUGGAAAAUGGACGAGAGAGAAAAUGAAGAGCAGAAGACACUAAACAAGCCGCAUCUUUGUGUACAAACACCAGGAAAAAGAGAUGGAGACUUGGGAUUUCACAAGGCAAUUGGAUCCCUUCUGUUAGCUUCUUUUUGUAAAAAUUCUUUCAAUAAACUAAAGAAAAAUUUUCAGAGAAA
Bubalus bubalis (water buffalo) is the source of this 1191-nucleotide messenger RNA. RefSeq names its product EBNA1 binding protein 2 (gene EBNA1BP2). NCBI's taxonomy places the organism in Eukaryota, Metazoa, Chordata, Mammalia, Artiodactyla, Bovidae. Gene Ontology annotation, biological process: rRNA processing; ribosomal large subunit biogenesis. Gene Ontology annotation, cellular component: nuclear periphery; nucleolus; preribosome, large subunit precursor. The transcript is spliced from 9 exons. The coding region runs from base 138 to 1055 and encodes 305 amino acids. The record is from RefSeq and is a predicted model, not a curated record.